Messenger RNA from Haplochromis burtoni (Burton's mouthbrooder), 2919 nucleotides. RefSeq names its product abhydrolase domain containing 6, acylglycerol lipase b (gene abhd6b). Bases 1695 to 2717 code for a protein of 340 amino acids. The record is from RefSeq and is a predicted model, not a curated record. Lineage: Eukaryota; Metazoa; Chordata; Actinopteri; Cichliformes; Cichlidae. The transcript has 10 exons.
UCUUGAGCCACAAUUGCCCAUAUUAAACUUUGAAAAAGAGGAAAUGCUACUAUUAAGAAACAGUAAAUUUGAGGUCAUCCUGAUCAUUCCUGCAGUUGCACUAAUGGGUGUGUGUUUGUUAUUACAAAUUGGAGUCUGUUGUAUAUUUAUGAUUUAAACCGCUCCAGCACCGUUAACAUCUAAAGCAUCCUCUAAUCUCUCAAUUCACAUGGGUCCAUCAAAACUGAACAGAAGAAAAUUGGAAGAAGUCUAUUCAGACAUGAGGUCAGAAUUGACAUAACUAACGUGAAUGGAUGGAUGGACAGAGAUGAAAGCAUCAAUCCACCGUGUCUUGUACAAGUAGUUGAGAUUGGUAGUAGUGGUGUAAUAGCUCAUUAUUUAAACUACAAACUACCUGAAUAUUGUUGUUGGCCACCACUUUAUUACCACACUGUACCCAUCUUCUGAUGGUUACCUGUAGCAAGGUAACAUGCCAUGUCACAAAGCUCAGAUCAUGUCAAACUUGUGUCUUGAACAUUGCGAUGAGUUCACUGUACUCAAUUUUGUACUCAAAUAUGGACCAUAAUCUCUGACUAAUAUUUACAGAACCUUGUUGAAUCUAUGCAACAGGGAAUUCAUUCUGAAGACAGUAGAGGGUGGCUUCUGUUUCUCCUAAAUAACCAUUAUCUUCAUCCAUCCGUUCAUUCAUCCAUUGUCUUCAUGUAGACAAAUUGGUCUACAUGAAGAGGUCAUAUCUUUUCUGUAGCAUUUUAGAAUAUUGAUAUCGCUCCUGUCAUCCAGGAAGGGUUAAGUUUGGUCUCAUAUCUGCUGUUUUUCCCUCCCUUUUCUAUCACACUAUGUGUUGCAGUUGACAUUUAAAGAAAAUGGUUAAUGCUGAGAGUAAUGUUUUGUUAGGUAAAAGGUGUGUAUCACCUGAAAAGCAUGUGCUGUUGUAAAGUCAACAUGUAGACAGGCAUCAGCCUGCAAUUUACCUUCUAUUUGCAUAGAGGCGUAGAGUGGCAGACGAGACUGAUCAGCUUGAACGUCAUCCUGUUUUUCAACAAGCAAAGCAAAAGCUGGUAUCAAUGUGGGAAUUAAGACAAAAAUCCUUGUACAUAGGUCAUCUCAUUUAUAACUAGUCCUGCAUUGUAUAGGCUGUCAUGAUCAUAGGAUUAAAUGGAUUAGACAAUCCUGGAAAACAGGACAAACUAUGCCUGAUUCUCCCAGAGCUAAUAGAUUUCACUUUUUUCACUUCUUUUUUUGAAAAACAUUUUUGUUUUUGUUUGUUUUUUUUCUUUUAAAUUAGAGUUUCAGCUUAUUCGCCACUUUUUGACAAAAUAUACCUGGUGAUGUCAACAGGAUUAUCUCUGCUUCAUCUGAACACUACAUAGCUGCAACACAGGUUGUGUCAUAAACUGUAUUUAAAGGGUUAAUCUUUUACGGCUAAGGGCAUUUCCAAACAUAUAGUCAGUUUGCUCUGAUAUGAAUCAGAUGCAGAGUGGGGGAACUUGUUGUAUUUCUCAUCAGUUUCAUUUCCUUUGAAAGAGGGAGGGGGAAAUGUAAGCCAAAGUACAUGUAUAAAAGCCGCGGGAGAACCUUCACUCUGCUCUUUAGUUAGAUGUGUCUAUCGUAGAAAGGAUAAACACAGAAGGCUCAAAUGAAGGUGUGAUGCUAGUCCAGAAGAAAGGAGGGGAAAAUCAUCUCAAAGUUGAGCCAUGGCAGCUGAUCUGGAUGUGGUGAACCUGUGUAUUAUUGCUGGAGGAACACUGGCUAUUCCCAUCCUGGCCUUUCUGGCUUCCUUUCUUCUCUGGCCCUCUGCAUUAAUUAAAGUGUAUUACUGGUACUGGAGGAGGACUCUGGGCCUGCAGGUGGGCUAUGCGGAUUGUGGUGGUUAUCGCUUUUGUUACUCCUACAGAGGAAAGCCUGGAAUGAGACCUUCGAUCUUAAUGCUGCAUGGCUUCUCUGCUCACAAAGACACAUGGCUCACUGUUGUCAAGUAUCUGCCAAAACAUCUGCACAUUAUGUGUGUGGACAUGCCUGGCCAUGAGGGGACAACACGCACCAACAUAGAUGAUUAUUCCAUUCAGGGGCAGGUCAAAAGAAUCCAUCAGUUUGUGGAAACCAUCCGCUUAAACAGGAAACAGUUCCAUCUGGUUGGAACCGGCAUGGGGGGAAAUGUAGCCGGGGUUUACGCAGCCUGCUAUCCCUCAGAAAUCUGUAGCAUGACUCUCAUCUGUCCAGAUGGAAUAAGACAUCCAUGUGAGACCAAGUUUGACAAUCAUGUGCAGGACCUGGAACACAGCAAUUACACCCUGAACAUCCCGCUGAUCCCCACUACACCCGAGGAGAUGGAGGAUAUGUUCAAACUGUGCUCCCAUGUUCGCUUUAAAAUUCCUCAGCAGAUCCUUCAAGGCCUGGUAGAUGUCCGAGAGCCUCACAACACAUUUUACCAAGAGGUUUUUAUGGAGAUUGUAGGUGAGAAAUCAAGAUAUGCCUUACAGGACCACUUGCAUCUAAUAACCACACCUUUACAAGUGAUAUGGGGCAAACAAGACCAGGUGGUGGAUGUCUCUGGAGCGGCAGUGAUUGCAGAGACCUUGCCUGAAUGCAGAGUGGAUCUGCUGGAGAACUGCGGACACUCUGUGGUGAUGGAGAGGCCUUCUCGGACAGCCAGACUCAUUCUGGAGUUCAUCAUCUUGCAGCAAAAUGCCAGAAGUGGCACAAAGAAAGCCACCUGACCUAAAGACUUUUCAUCGUUUCAUGUUAUUCUAAUGCUCCAAGUGCUCCUGCUUUUGUAUAGAAGAUGCAGACACCUCACAAAAAUGUACAAUUAAGAUAGUAGGAAAUUAUUGAAGGCUUCCUGCAUUUCUUCAGUGUGAAUGAAUCACAUUUCUGUUAUAACACAAGCUGCAUGACGAUAAUAAAACGACCAUGCGUUUA